Camponotus floridanus (Florida carpenter ant) is the source of this 1185-nucleotide messenger RNA. RefSeq lists its product as uncharacterized. NCBI's taxonomy places the organism in Eukaryota, Metazoa, Arthropoda, Insecta, Hymenoptera, Formicidae. The record is from RefSeq and is a predicted model, not a curated record. The coding region runs from base 391 to 1140 and encodes 249 amino acids. The transcript has 4 exons.
UUUUGACAGAUGUCAAUACUACGCAUAUAUACCGCUAUUUUAAUCUGUACUUUCUAAAUUUGAAGUGAAAUUACUGUAUAUUUAGAAGAGUUUUAAAGAAAAAAGAAGAGAAAAUAGAGCAGAAGAAGUAGUUGAAUGAAUAGAGCGUCUUUAUUGUCAUUUCUCGUAUGACAUAUAAGUUAUCUCAUUGUUUUCGUAAUGUAUUUUUCUUGCAAGAACGCAUGACUGAUACUCCGUUUAAAAUUGAGAAGAGGUUGGGAACUAAUCUUUCUACGCAUUAUUAGAAGUUUGUCAACGCUUGUUAAUAAUUUCUUCAAGUUUGACAUUUACCGGUACAUCAUAUCAUCCGUAUUUGGAUCACUAUUAUCAAUAUUUUGUCACACUAAAAAAAUGUCUAAUUACUAUUGCAUCUGUUGUAAACAAUUAUCUAAUGACAAUUACAAAAAUAUAUUCGAUGAAAAAUUGCUAAUCAAGACACAAGGAAAUGUUAGAAAUAAUGAGGAAUUUGAUAAAUGUAUGAUUUUGAGAGAUGCUAUUGAACUAAUUACUGGCUAUACGAUAUUGAAGAUAGAUGAUGCAGUUUUGUGUGAAACAUGUUUUCAAAAGGUAGAAUCUUACAUAAAAUUUCGUUCUGAACUUGUUGCAUCAUUUGAGAGAUGCACUAAUAUCCAAGUUCCAGACAUUAAUCUGCCAAGUUCCAAAAAUAUGAAAAUUACAGAAAACAAAACUUCAAAAACGCAAAUCUCUGAUGCAGGAUCAGAAGUAUUCAGAGAAGUAACAAAUGUGUGUGAGAAUAAUAUUCUUACAAAAUGCAGCGACUUAUCAAACAGUGAAUCUGAGGUUAAUGAUUCCUUAUAUUAUUCUAAUGUAUUGCCAAACUUUCAAACUUUUGCUGACAACACUUCUGAUUCCACUGAUGAUUUUGAUGAUAAUUCAAAUAUUGAGAUAUCUCGUUCAAAGAUUCCGAAAAGCGAUAUAGAAUCAGAUGUAAAUGUCUGUUCUGGCGAAGACAACAAUGGAAUAUUAGAAUUAGCUAUCCAAUGUAAACAUAAUGACCCUAUCAAUAUUAGUUUAACUGAAUCUGAAGAAGAUUAUGAUUAUGGACCAAAUGUCAAAAAAUUCAAGAUUUCAAGUUCUUAAAUUUUAUUUUGAUUUUUCUUUAAUUAUUGUAUAAUUUAUAUAUGC